This is a messenger RNA of Choloepus didactylus (southern two-toed sloth), 2821 nucleotides long. RefSeq names its product phosphofructokinase, liver type (gene PFKL). Gene Ontology annotation, cellular component: cytoplasm; membrane; 6-phosphofructokinase complex. Gene Ontology annotation, biological process: fructose 6-phosphate metabolic process; fructose 1,6-bisphosphate metabolic process; canonical glycolysis. Gene Ontology annotation, molecular function: fructose-6-phosphate binding; identical protein binding; ATP binding. Lineage: Eukaryota; Metazoa; Chordata; Mammalia; Pilosa; Megalonychidae. The transcript is spliced from 22 exons. Bases 1 to 2343 code for a protein of 780 amino acids. The record is from RefSeq and is a predicted model, not a curated record.
AUGGCCACCGCGGACCUGGAGAAGCUGCGGAUGUCGGCGGCCGGCAAGGCCAUCGGGGUGCUGACCAGCGGCGGCGACGCGCAAGGCAUGAACGCGGCCGUCAGAGCCGUGACCCGCAUGGCCAUCUACGUGGGAGCCAGAGUCUUCCUCAUCUACGAGGGCUACGAGGGCCUUGUGGAGGGCGGUGACAACAUCAAGCAGGCCAACUGGCUCAGCGUCUCCAACAUCAUCCAGCUGGGCGGCACCGUCAUUGGCAGCGCCCGCUGCAAGGCCUUCACCACGCGGGAGGGGCGCCGGGCGGCGGCCUGCAACCUGGUCCAGCGCGGCAUCACCAACCUGUGCGUCAUCGGCGGGGACGGCAGCCUCACGGGUGCCAGCAUCUUCCGCAGCGAGUGGGGUGGCCUCCUGGCGGAGCUGGUGCAGGAAGGUGCGAUCUCCGAGAGCGCGGCCCAGAGCUGCUCCCACCUGAACGUCGCCGGCCUGGUGGGCUCCAUCGACAACGACUUCUGUGGCACCGACAUGACCAUCGGCACCGACUCGGCCCUGCACCGCAUCAUGGAGGUCAUUGACGCCAUCACCACCACCGCCCAGAGCCACCAGAGGACCUUCGUCCUGGAGGUGAUGGGGCGGCACUGCGGGUACCUGGCGCUGGUGUCCGCGCUGGCCUCGGGGGCCGACUGGCUCUUCAUCCCUGAGUCGCCCCCCGAGGACGGCUGGGAGAACCACAUGUGCGAGAGGCUCGGCCAGACGCGGAGCCGCGGGUCCCGACUGAACAUCAUCAUCAUCGCGGAGGGGGCCAUCGACUGCACCGGGAAGCCCAUCACGUCCAGCUAUGUCAAGGAGCUGGUGGUCCAGCGUCUGGGCUUCGACACCCGUGUGACCGUCCUGGGCCACGUGCAGCGCGGCGGGACCCCCUCGGCCUUCGACCGCGUCCUGAGCAGCAAGAUGGGCAUGGAGGCGGUGAUGGCGCUGCUGGAGGCCACGCCCGACGCGCCGGCCUGCGUGGUCAGCCUCUCGGGGAACCAGUCAGUGCGGCUGCCCCUCAUGGAGUGCGUGCAGGUGACAAAGGAGGUGCAGAAGGCCAUGGACGAGAGGCGGUUUGACGAGGCCAUCCAGCUCCGUGGCAGGAGCUUCGAGAACAACUGGAAAAUCUACAAGCUCCUCGCGCACCAGAAGAUCUCCAAAGAGAAGACCAACUUCGCCCUGGCCAUCCUGAACGUGGGGGCGCCGGCGGCCGGCAUGAACGCGGCCGUGCGCUCGGCGGUGCGCACCGGCAUCUCCCAGGGCCACACGGUGUACGUGGUGCAGGACGGCUUCGAGGGCCUGGCCCAGGGGCAGGUGCAGGAAGUGAGCUGGCACAACGUGGCCGGCUGGCUGGGGCGCGGUGGCUCCAUGCUGGGGACCAAGAGGACCCUCCCCAAGAGCUACCUGGAGAAAAUCGUGGAGAACAUCCGCAUCUACAACAUCCACGCCCUGCUGGUCAUUGGCGGGUUCGAGGCCUACGAGGGGGUGCUGCAGCUGGUGGAGGCGCGCGGGCGCUACGAGGAGCUCUGCAUCGUCAUGUGCGUCAUCCCGGCCACCAUCAGUAACAACGUGCCCGGCACCGACUUCAGCCUGGGCUGCGACACCGCGGUCAACGCCGCCAUGGAGAGCUGUGACCGCAUCAAGCAGUCGGCUUCGGGCACCAAGCGCCGCGUGUUCAUCGUGGAGACCAUGGGGGGCUACUGCGGCUACCUGGCCACGGUGACCGGCAUCGCCGUGGGGGCUGACGCCGCGUACGUCUUCGAGGACCCUUUCAACAUCCACGACCUCAAGACAAAUGUGGAGCACCUGACGGAGAAGAUGAAGACUGACAUCCAGAGGGGCCUGGUGCUCCGAAACGAGAAGUGCCACGAACACUACACCACCGAGUUCCUGUACAACCUGUACUCGUCCGAAGGGAAGGGCGUUUUCGACUGCAGGACCAACGUCCUGGGCCACCUGCAGCAGGGCGGCGCCCCCACCCCCUUCGACCGGAACUACGGCACCAAGCUGGGCGUGAAGGCCGUGCUCUGGAUGUCGGAGAAGCUGCGCGCCGUCUACCGCAACGGGCGGGUGUUCGCCAACGCCCCCGACUCGGCCUGCGUGAUCGGCCUGCAGAAGAAGGCGGUGGCCUUCAGCCCCGUCACCGAGCUCAAGAACGACACCGACUUCCAGCACCGCAUGCCCCAGGAGCAGUGGUGGCUGGAGCUGCGGCUGAUGCUGAAGAUGCUGGCACAUUACCACAUCAGCAUGGCCGACUACGUGUCCGGGGAGCUGGAGCACGUCACCCGCCGCACCCUGAGCAUCGACAAGGGCUUCUGAGGUGGCCCCUGGCAGAAGGGCCCCUGCCACAGCCCUGCCCAGCCUGGUUCCGGGCCCCCCCAGGCCUCCCCUGGCCGGUGACCAGCCUGCGCUCCCCUCCCUGCUACUUCCUUCCUGCCAGGAGAGAUGACAGUACCUUGGGGCGCUCUCCUUCCACCCAGGGGUGCAGGGGCAUGUGUCAUCAGAUGCUGGGGCCCUUUGGCUCCGGCACCCUGUGCCCAGAGCUCCCCAAGCCUGGUGUGCACCCAGCACCCAGCAGCCACCCCUCACCCUGGCCGACCCCCACCCUCCCAGGCCCCCACCCUGGCCGACACUCACUCUCCCUGGCCCCCCACCCUCGCUGGCCUGCCUGCACCUGGUCUCGGCCGGAGGGGUGUGCUCCCGGGGUCUCACUGUGCCCCUGUUCCUGCCUGAGCCAGCCACUGUGGCUGACCAGUUCUGGUCACUUUUUCUAGAAAUAAAAUCACCCCUGACUGGA